ACUAAGUUAGAUUGUUAAUUUAUGAGCGUAUAACAUCAAUUAGAUGGAGAAAAAAAUCAUUUCCGAUUCUUGAAAUCAUAAAUAUGAAAGCAACCACCGUAAACUACCGUCGCGACAAAUUUUGUUGCUUACCAUUUUUGCAUUAACUAAGCCAAGGUUAUAAAUCAGAAUAUUUAUGGCUGCUUUAUUUUUUUUUUUUUUUUUUUGUAUUCUCUUUGAUAUUUUUUAUGCUUACACAAAUUUGCUGGAAUUUAUGGUAGAGCGUCACAUUUUACGACAAACAAACGAAAUGAAUAUGGGCCAACGAUAGAGCUUUCCCAGUUUCUUUUACUCUUAUUCUCGUGUAUGGCUGGAUAUGUUAAAUUUGGACUGGGAAUGCUUGGAUGCAAAGGGUAAAACACAAUUUAACUGUACUAUGGGCCGAAGUAAUAUAUGCUAAGAUGAUAGUUAAGAAAUAUUUAAGCUUUAUGUGAGCAAGCUUUAGCGUUGUGAUCAUACGCAAACGCAAAUAAGUGGAUUUACCAACGAAAAGUUUUUUUGUGCAAGAAGCAUGUAAAUUUGUCUAAUUGCCGAAAUAUGCUCGUUAACAUACUAAUAAGCUACUAAACUCAUCUUAAUUAUUAAAAAAUAAACAACUCGACUGAGAAAAUGCAUACGAGUUGAAGAUAGAAAAAGAAAAGAGAGGGAAUCACGCAUAAUUCAUAAUUGGCAAAUGGGCACGAGCUCAUGACAUUGAACUAAUUAAUUUGCUCACAGCAUUUGCGUGGCUCAAGCACACAAAUAUAUAUACAUAUUUCGUCUGCUGUGAGGGCGGAUGUCUUUAUGACCAACAAAAUUUUUAACAAACAAAUUAACGUUCAAAUUAUCAGAUUUUCCCAGGCGCAACUUAGUGCUUAUUAAUGACGAGUAAUUUACAUUUCUACAUAUCUACGACUGUUACUGUUGCAUGCAACAUUUCAACAUUUUCACAAGGCUCAACAACUGAUGAUUUUGAUCUAAAUGUUGAACACAUCUAUAAAACGUUGCUGUCAGCCUCGGCUCAUCAACAGUUCCACAAAUCGUUUAGACAAAAUUACAACUUGGAUCGACCACCGACAGCAGGUGGUUUAAAAGAAAAUUUGAAUUUAUUUUUUCGUGUUAAAUUUUUUUACAAAAAUGCGCUUCCUUUGUGUCUAUGUAUCCUGUGUGUUGUGCGUGUUCGCUAUGUCCGUUAACGGUGUAUCCGAUUUCGGCUAUCACUAUGAACGCAAUAGCAACACUAACUCGAACACUAAAGGUAACGGUAUCAGCGUUAUCAGCGGCAGCGGUAUACAUUCGAAGAAUACCAACAGCGAAAACUUUUUUAAUCCUGCACCACUUGGCGGUAAUUCACUUCUUCUGCCGCAACAUCAAACUCAACGUCAACAGCAGCAACAGCAACAACAACAACAACAAGAACAGCAACAGCAAAAAUUAGAGCAACAAUCAUAUAGUGGUGAUAAGUAUUUGCCACCUUCUCAUCAGCCCACCGCCGAGCCGAUCAUCACCAAGCAAUUCUUUUUAGUCUCGGCACCGGAAGACUCAGAGGAGCAAACACGCACUAAGCACUUUGUAAUUGGCCGCCCACAAAAGAAUUAUCGCGUAGUGUUUAUUAAAGCGCCAGCACCAGAAAACGCCAAUCUCAAAUUGACCGCUGAAUAUGCACCACAAGAGGAGAAGACUGUCAUUUAUGUGUUAUCGAAGAAGGAUAACGAAUUGAAUAUCGGUGAGAUUGGCACGCCUGCGCCAACACAACCCACCAAACCGGAAGUGUUCUUUAUUAAGUACAAAACACCGGAGGAGGCCGCAGCCGCACAGAAAGAAAUUCAAGAGCAAUACGACAAUCUGGGUGGCACCUCGGAGUUCUCUGACGAGGGUGUGGUACCUAUUAAAUCCGUAGUGGGUUCUCUGGACGGUCUAGCGGCCAAUGGUGGUUACGAUUAUCGUAAAGUUCAGAAUGGCGUUGAAUCACCCAUCAAAAAUUUCUUACAACCAGCACGUUUCUACUUUUAAAUAGUUUUUGAGGUAUUAUUUGUUAUUAUAUUU
Messenger RNA from Ceratitis capitata (Mediterranean fruit fly), 2064 nucleotides. RefSeq names its product J domain-containing protein DDB_G0295729-like. Bases 1156 to 2031 code for a protein of 291 amino acids. The record is from RefSeq and is a predicted model, not a curated record. The transcript has 2 exons. NCBI's taxonomy places the organism in Eukaryota, Metazoa, Arthropoda, Insecta, Diptera, Tephritidae.